Molecule: messenger RNA, 711 nt
Organism: Bactrocera latifrons
Lineage: Eukaryota; Metazoa; Arthropoda; Insecta; Diptera; Tephritidae
Exons: 2
Coding region: 1-711 (236 amino acids)
Source: RefSeq, a predicted model, not a curated record
AUGAACUGCCAACGGAGCUCACUCCUACUGCUACUGCUUCUUGUAUUGCUUUGCGUUUGCGCGGAGUGCGAUGGCAAAAAGUGGCGAUCGCACAUUAAAAAGAAGAGCAAUGCACCCAAAAUAUCAGCCACCUUCCGCACAGUGCCACCGAAACGCAAGUCAACGCCGAAACAUCACGCAGCGUCACAUAAACGCAACCCAAAAAUGAACUACUAUCAUCCGUUGCCCUCAAAGUGGCCCACCCAUAUGUCAAGCCCAUUGCCAUCGAACUACUAUUUGGCCUCGUCGUAUUAUCCUCGCUGGCGUGCCUACCACACAUCACCGUCGAAGUCGGCACUAAAGAAAAUUGAUUUGACGCCACCAUUUAAGCCGCUGCCCUUUGGUGGCUACUCAAUGCCACUGCGGCGCUCCGAUGAUUUUGCUGUUUCGGAUAGCAGCAGCGAUGCUUUGCCGCCCUCCACUUUGGUGGACAUGAGUGCCUUCAAUGCUGCAAUGAAUGAUGGUUUCUUCGAUACUGACUUAACACAUUCUACCACAAAUGGUGAGUUUAUGCCACCAGAAAUAUCGUUAGGCGGCUGGACACCGGUGGAGUACAAGUCAUUUUUGGCAGAUGCCGAUUUCAGUCUCUGGAACGAGCAGUUGGGUCUGAAUCGUCGACUCGAUAUGGAUGAACUUAUGUACAGCAAUCCUUAUGAAAUGCAUUUUAUUUGA